Molecule: messenger RNA, 192 nt
Organism: Pteronotus mesoamericanus
Lineage: Eukaryota; Metazoa; Chordata; Mammalia; Chiroptera; Mormoopidae
Product: beta-defensin 12-like
Exons: 2
Coding region: 1-192 (63 amino acids)
Biological process (GO): innate immune response
Cellular component (GO): extracellular region
Source: RefSeq, a predicted model, not a curated record
AUGUGCUUUGUGUUCAAUUUAGGGUGCCUGGCGGGACUGGAUUAUUCCUGGCCAUUCCCGGGAGGUGAGUUUGCUGCUUGCGAGGCGUGCAAGCUGGGCCGCGGCAAGUGCAGGCGGACGUGCCUGGAGGAUGAGAAGGUGGUGGGAAGCUGCAAGCUCAACUUCUUCUGCUGCCGCCGCCGGAUCCAGUGA